AUGGAUUUAAGAGUGGGCAAGAAGUAUCGGAUUGGACGUAAGAUUGGGUCCGGGUCGUUUGGAGAUAUUUAUUUGGGGACGAAUAUCAUAUCAGGCGAAGAGGUUGCCAUCAAAUUAGAGAACACCAAAGCAAAGCAUCCACAAUUAGAAUAUGAGGCAAAGGUGUACAAAGCAUUGAGUGGAGGGGUAGGAAUUCCGUUUGUUAGGUGGUAUGGUACCGAAUGUGACUACAAUGCGAUGGUUAUUGAUUUAUUGGGACCAUCGUUGGAAGAUCUCUUCAAUUAUUGUAAUCGAAAGUUCACAUACAAGACUGUAUUGUUGUUGGCAGACCAGUUGAUCUGCAGAAUCGAAUACAUUCAUGCCAGAUGCUUCAUCCAUAGAGAUAUCAAGCCAGACAACUUUUUGAUGGGUAUAGGUAGAAGGGGGUCGCAGGUGAAUGUUAUCGAUUUUGGAUUGGCAAAGAAAUAUAGAGAUCCAAGAACUCACUUACAUAUUCCUUAUAGAGAAAAUAAGAACUUGACCGGUACUGCCAGAUAUGCAUCCGUUAACACCCACUUGGGGAUCGAACAGCUGAGAAGAGAUGAUUUGGAAAGUUUGGGUUACGUGUUAAUUUACUUUUGCAGAGGCUCAUUACCAUGGCAAGGGUUAAAGGCUGCCACCAAGAGACAAAAGUACGAUAGAAUCAUGGAAAAGAAGAUGACAACCCCAAAUGAUAUUUUAACCAAGGGGUUACCAAAAGAAUUUUUGGAUUAUAUGAACUACAUUAAAACAUUGAGAUUCGAUGAUAAGCCUGACUAUCCGUACUUGAGGAAAAUUUUCAGAGAUUUGUUCAAGAGAGAAAACUAUAGAUAUGAUUAUGUUUUCGAUUGGACGUUAUACAAGUUCCAACAGGAAAAACAAAGGGAACAAUCACAGAUAACUGAUGACCAACAAAAUAACAAUGACCAACAAUAUCAACAGCAACAACAUCAACAACAGCAACAACAGCAGCAAAUACAACAACCACCACAAUUGCCACCACAAGAUAUAAAUCAACAACAUGCUAUACCUCAAAACAUGCACCGUACUCCCCCAUCUCAAAAUCAACCGGUCCAACAACCAGGUUCUGUGCCAUAUAACUCGCAAUCUCCACAACAACAAUUCAAUACUAUUUACCAACAGAAACCGAAAGUUAGAAGAAUGCCCGAAAAUUAUUCGAAUGUUAAUAGUAACCAACGCUUUAAUAGUCCUUCUCAGGAUGAUUCAAAACCUAAGGUUGUCCGUCGUAUAAAUGAUAAUCAAAGUCUGCAAGCUCAACAAGCUUCAUCAAACAAUCUUUCUACUUGGCUUUAG
Messenger RNA from Debaryomyces tyrocola, 1332 nucleotides. NCBI's taxonomy places the organism in Eukaryota, Fungi, Ascomycota, Pichiomycetes, Serinales, Debaryomycetaceae. The record is from the annotation of a GenBank genome assembly.